This is a messenger RNA of Andrographis paniculata, 2801 nucleotides long. RefSeq names its product beta-1,3-galactosyltransferase GALT1-like. The coding region runs from base 403 to 2307 and encodes 634 amino acids. Gene Ontology annotation, molecular function: galactosyltransferase activity; carbohydrate binding. The record is from RefSeq and is a predicted model, not a curated record. NCBI's taxonomy places the organism in Eukaryota, Viridiplantae, Streptophyta, Magnoliopsida, Lamiales, Acanthaceae. The transcript is spliced from 8 exons. Gene Ontology annotation, cellular component: Golgi membrane.
CACAGAAUAGAUACAGCAGAAGCAACAAACAGAGAGAGAGAGAGCAGCUAUUGCUGUUAUCGGAGCAGCAACCAACAUCAACAUCCGUCAAUUGCUUCUUAAUGACGCACGAAGCACCAGCAAGCUUCCUAGACCUGAAUUAAUGGCGAUUAAUUAUGCAGGACGGCUCCAUUUCCUGCACCCGGCCUAGACUUGAAGAACAGGAGUCAAGUCUACUUCCACUUCCACUCCAAAAGCUACGGUGCGGACUCGACUCGGUCAUCGCCAUUCCAGUGUCUUCGCUUUUUGUCGGUCUGCUCUAGAUCGACAUCGACGGUGUAACAAGAUAGAUUCCGACUGUGUUAUAUGUCGUGGUUCCCUUAGCAUUAUAUAAACCCGGAGAUGCACUGUUAAUGAAAGGAAAUGAGGAAAUGCUACGGUGGCGUUAUUGUCGCAUCUUUCUUGAUGUUACUCGUUUUUGGAUAUUAUGUUAUCAAGAAUCCUAUCAAUGAAAGUUACUUCACAAGUCCUGUGACCUUCAAUGGAACCAAUCCUCUUGAGUGGCUAAGUUCCGGUGCUCCGCCUGCUCUGCAAAAUCCGGGGCACACUUCUCAAGUGAUAUCUACUGAAGACAUUGUAGCUGAACUCUUUGCUCGAAGGAACCUUUCGAAAGAGGAAUUGCGUUCUUUGCAAACAUGGAACCUUUUGAAAGUUUUGGUUACACGCGAUCAGGGCUUACCGAAUGCUGUUGAAGCUGUUAAGGAGGCUGUUACUGCGUGGAAAAACCUGAUUACCUCUGUUGAAGAAGAGAAAAUUCAAAGUAAUAAUGGAAGUUCACAGAAGAGAGGGAAAGAGAAACAGUGUCCACACUUUCUUAGCAAGAUGAAUGCCUCAGAACAUGAUGAUAAUGGCUUUAAAUUGUGGAUUCCUUGUGGCUUAACUCAAGGUUCUUCAAUCACAUUUAUUGGCAUCCCUAAUGGCCUUCUUGGUAAUUUCCGAGUCGACUUGACUGGUGAACCACUACCUGGGGAGCCAGAGCCACCCAUUAUUCUGCACUAUAAUGUUAGACUUCAUGGUGAUAAAAUAACAGAAGAUCCUGUGAUUGUUCAAAACACGUGGACCAUUGCACAUGACUGGGGCGAAGAGGAGCGCUGCCCGUCUCCAGAACCCGAAAAAAUUAAAAAAGUUGAUGAUCUGGACCAGUGUAACGAGCUGGUGGGUAGAGAGACUAACCAGACCGUCAAAGCUAGCCGUCUUGCAAAUGGAACCUCGAAGAUCUCUAUGGUACAUGAUGGGAAGACAACCAAGUACUUUCCUUUCAGGCAACAUGAUUUAUUUGUUGCUACACUUAGGAUUGGUGCUGAAGGAAUCCAAAUGACAGUAGAUGGGAAGCACAUAACUUCAUUUGCCUUUCGUGAAACUUUGGAACCAUGGCUAGUCAGCGAAGUGAGAAUUUCAGGGGACAUAAAUUUAAUUUCUGUUGUCACCAGUGGUUUGCCGACAUCAGAAGACUUAGAUCAUACAAUCGACUUGGACAGUCUUAAAGCUGUUCCAAUACCUCCACGAAGGUAUUUGGACCUUUUUGUUGGUAUUUUUUCGACCGCCAACAAUUUCAAACGGAGAAUGGCAGUCCGGAGAUCUUGGAUGCAGUAUCCUGAAGUACGGUUGGCAAAGGUUGCAGUCCGAUUCUUUGUUGGUCUGCAUAAGAACCAGAGGGUGAAUGAGGAGCUUUGGAAUGAGGCAAGAACUUAUGGAGACAUCCAGCUGAUGCCUUUUGUCGACUACUACAGUCUCAUCUCAUGGAAGACGAUCGCCAUCUGUAUCUUUGGGACUGAGGUGGUUUCUGCCAAGUACAUCAUGAAGACAGACGAUGAUGCGUUUGUUCGGAUAGAUGAAAUCUUGAAUUCCGUAAAGAGUACCAACACGGCCCGAGGUUUGCUCUAUGGCCUCAUCAAUACAGACUCAAAGCCUCAUAGGAAUCCAGACAGCAAAUGGUUUAUCAGUCCUGAGGAAUGGCCUGAUGACACAUACCCACCUUGGGCACACGGUCCUGGCUACGUUGUGUCGAACGACAUUGCAAGGACAGUCUCCAAGAAACACAGAAAGGGCCGUCUAAAGAUAUUCAAGCUAGAAGACGUCGCCAUGGGGAUCUGGAUUGCGGACAUGCAGAAAAAGGGGUUGCAAGUGAGAUACGAGAAGGAUGAGCGAAUCAUCAACGACGGCUGCAAGGAUGGGUACGUCGUCGCCCAUUACCAAGGCCCGAGAGAGCUACUCUGUUUAUGGCAAAAGAUUCAAGAGAAGAAACGCGCUAACUGCUGCGGUGAGUAACUACACAUUCGUCUUCAGGAGUAAUGCUUACAGUUGUUCUUAUCAAGCUGUAGAGCUAACAUCUUGCGGCUGGCUCCAAAAAUGUCCUCAAAAGUUGAAAGGCAAAGACAGCCAGACAUAUUACCCAUGGACUGAUAAGAGGUACAGAUGUAAUUGGCAUAUAUAUAUAUAUAUAUAUGUAGUUGUUCUGGCAGAAUCUAAUAUAUAGUAGUAUAAGAUAUGCCUAUUGGUCCGGGUCCGGUUUGGGUCCGGGUCCGGGUGAUAGAGAGUAAGGAGUAGAUUUUAUGGCUUCCAUUUUUUGAGCAGGAAAUAGGAGUUUUUGUAUCAUAUGUAUAGAGGGAAAUACAAGCUGAUUUGCCCAUUCAUAUCUAAUUUUAGUAUGUAUGCAUAUGUAUACUUUUAUGAGCCUUAAAAUUAAAGUAAGGAUUCGUUUGUUGUAGAGAAUGUAAUUUUAGAAAAAUAAUAGUAGUGACUGGAGCAGUAGAAAAAAAAAA